AUGUCCACUCAAGAAAAUUUUCAACAAACAGUCAACAGUAAUGAAGAAAAUAACAGAGAGCAUCAUCACACACAAUCAGAAGGACAUGUUACCGAUGGAAAUCAAGUCAUAGAAGCCAUCACACCAACAGAGGGACAUGUUAUCAAUGAAACUGAACAAGGCAAUGAAGAUUUUCAUCACGCUGCAACAGAGUUUCACAUGCCUGUAUAUUCUGAGAGGACCACUAUAACUAUCCAGCCUCGAAGAACAGAUGAUGACCGUGUGCCAAUGCCAGUGUCUUCAGCAAACUGGCAAACUACCAGCUUCACACAUUUCAUACCAUUGUCAGGACUUGACUUCUUGACUGUAGCUGAUCAGCUGAUUAUACAGCAAACUGUUGAAUUACAAGACAUUUUGGCAACUGUUGAGUCUGAAAAUCGUUAUCUUGUAAAAGUACCACAUGGAGAAGUUCUUUACUAUGCUGCUGAAGCUUCAGGAACAUUACAACGCAUGUUCUGUGGUUCAUCAAGAGGCUUCUACAUGAAAUUAUUUGAUCAGACUCGCCAGCAAGCAAUUUUAUUAAAAAGAAGACUGGCAUGUGCAAACUGCUGUUGUGGGUGUUACCUGCAGGAAAUGAAGCUGUUUACACCAGGUGGUGUACUACUAGGAUCAGUUGAACAGGAAUGGACAUUGAUUAAUCCUUCAUUCGUUGUGCGAGAUUCUGAUGGGAAUAUUGAAUAUGUCAUAGAAGGUCCACAACAUUUCCCAUGCACUAACUAUGAUGGAACAACAUUCAGAGUUCUUAGCCGAGAUGGCCUGACCCAGCUUUCAACAAUUGUUCAUGAAUGGAACAAUUUGGCUGGAGAUUUUAACAUAAUAGUGACAUUUCCAACAGAUAAUUUGCAUCCAAAGAUGAAAGCUGUCUUUUUGGGAGCUGGAUUUCUUUUGGAAUAUAUGUUCUUUGAAACAUCAAAACGAACAAAUAGGUGUCAGAAAUGGUGCCGAUAAAGGAGAUCAGUUUCUUAUCGCUGUUUCUAUAAGCAGCCAAAAGAAAUGAGGCAAAUUAAAGUUUUAUACUGGGUGCUGCUUAUGGAUGUAGUAUGUCAUCUGCAGUGUUGUUCAAGAGAAUCAGCCUUUGGAAAUUCUGUAAGGUUUUUGGAUCUGUCAUAAGAGAAUCUUUUAUACUUUGUGUAAACAUUGUGUACAUUGUGUAAAAAAACUACAUAUACAAAAUUUUAGAGUGCUUAGAGGAGACAAAAGCAGAUACCUUUGUAUGUGGCAACAAUAUCACAGGUGCACCAUUUACUUACUGAUCAUGCACAAUGAUACCGAUGCUAGUGAUUUUCAGACAUGGUACGCAAAUUACAUAUGAUGAAUAUUGUGUUAAGGAUAUUGCUGAAAACAGCAUCCACUUACAUUAAUGCAUACCUGGUAUCUCCAUGCUAAUGAUGGUCUAAAGCAAUAAAAAACAGGCAUUUCAUGAAUAAUGACUACAGUUUCAGUGAAGUGGAUGAUCAUCUCAUCUGGAGUGUCUAUUGAAGUCCUGUACACUAUACACUUCGCCUCUCCCCACAUAAAGAAAUCAUAAGGACCUCACCAACAUUUCUAAAAAUAAUAUUCAUCACAUUUCAGUUUAAUACUAUCUCUGAACGUCACUGGUGUCAAAAUCUUUACUGAUACCUAGCAGAGAAAUGGCACACCUGUGACAUAUGUGUUAUAUAAAGAAAGUGUUCUUUUUGAGGCCUCCAAAGAACCUAAAACUUGAUGUACAGAGAUUUCUUUAAAUCCUCUAUAUCUGGAACAACUCAAAGAAACAGUUAUAAAAUUCUGAUUUACUACAUUACAUAUACAACCAAUAUAUUAAGAGUUUUGCUUGGUAUCUAAGCAGUGUAUGUACAUGUUUGUGUGAUACUCAGAUUUGUAGGUGAAGAUACUCUUAUUUUAUGUGAUUUAUAUGGUAUUUUAUAAGAAAUAUGUUUCUCUCCCAAUG
Messenger RNA from Schistocerca serialis cubense, 1969 nucleotides. Its product is annotated as phospholipid scramblase 2-like. Gene Ontology annotation, biological process: plasma membrane phospholipid scrambling. NCBI's taxonomy places the organism in Eukaryota, Metazoa, Arthropoda, Insecta, Orthoptera, Acrididae. The transcript is spliced from 10 exons. The record is from RefSeq and is a predicted model, not a curated record. Gene Ontology annotation, molecular function: phospholipid scramblase activity. Gene Ontology annotation, cellular component: plasma membrane. Bases 1 to 987 code for a protein of 328 amino acids.